UAAAGAGUACCCAGUUGUUCCCAGGAGCACAGUGAGACAAAAAGUGUCCUCGAAUCACAGCCCCUUCAGUGGUGAGACCAGGGUCCUUUCUGCGUCUUCCAACCUGGGCUCCCAGUACCAGUGCGAGAAUGGGGUGUCGAGCACCUCCCAGGACCUGCUCCCACCUGCCAACCCCUACCCAAUCUCCCAGGAGCACAGCCAGAUCUACCACUGCACCAAGAGAAAAGAUGAGGAAUGUUCCACCACUGAGCAUCCCUACAAGAAGCCCUACAUGGAAACUUCUCCAGCAGAUGAGGACCCUUUCUACAGGUCCAGUUACCCCCAGCAGCAGGGACUGAACACUUCAUACAGGACUGAAUCAGCCCAGCGCCAAGCAUGUAUGUAUGCCAGCUCUGCUCCCCCCACGGACCCUGUGCCCAGCUUGGAGGACAUCAGCUGUAACACGUGGCCGAGUGUGCCAUCCUACAGCAGUUGCACAGUGUCUGCCAUGCAGCCGAUGGACAGGUUACCCUACCAACAUUUCUCUGCCCACUUCACCUCGGGGCCGCUGAUGCCCCGGCUCAGCAGUGUGGCCAACCAUACCUCCCCACAAAUAGGAGAUACCCAUAGCAUGUUUCAGCACCAAACCUCUGUUUCUCACCAACCCAUUGUGCGGCAGUGUGGACCUCAAACUGGCAUCCAGUCCCCCCCAAGCAGCUUACAGCCCGCAGAGUUCCUGUAUUCCCACGGCGUGCCUCGAACCCUUUCUCCCCACCAAUACCACUCGGUCCACGGCGUGGGAAUGGUGCCAGAGUGGAGCGAGAACAGCUAACAAGGGAGUCAGGAAAGUGCAAGAGCAUUAACCAUGGAAA
Nestor notabilis (Kea) is the source of this 851-nucleotide messenger RNA. RefSeq names its product T-box 5 (gene TBX5). The transcript is spliced from 2 exons. The annotation marks the transcript as partial. Lineage: Eukaryota; Metazoa; Chordata; Aves; Psittaciformes; Psittacidae. The record is from RefSeq and is a predicted model, not a curated record.